This is a messenger RNA of Amyelois transitella, 3657 nucleotides long. It is a transcript of the gene Aasdh, whose product is annotated as beta-alanine-activating enzyme. Gene Ontology annotation, molecular function: protein binding. Gene Ontology annotation, biological process: amino acid activation for nonribosomal peptide biosynthetic process. The record is from RefSeq and is a predicted model, not a curated record. The transcript has 7 exons. NCBI's taxonomy places the organism in Eukaryota, Metazoa, Arthropoda, Insecta, Lepidoptera, Pyralidae. Bases 189 to 3083 code for a protein of 964 amino acids.
UUCAGUGACAGUGACGGCUCUUGCGAACAAAUGUUUUCAAAAAGAAUUGCAAACAAAAAUAAUUGAAAUUAAUUAAAUUAAACACAUUUGAUAUCAAUUUAUUAUGUUUAAUAUCGCUUUUCUGGCAGAUAUAAACGUUGCGAAAGUUUAAGUAAAUCCUCCAUGACGUAAACUAUAAAUAAAAACAGAUGAAAGUGAAACACGGUUACUACGAUGUUUUUGUUCGAACUUGUGCAAAAAGUCCGUCUAAUAUCGCCGUAAGACACUUCUACAAUGGCUCCUACAAGACCUACACUUACUCUGAGUUAUAUGGCGUCUGCGAGUACAUCUCGCAGAACAUGCAGCAGUUGCAAUGCAGCAAGGGCAUCAUCGGCUUGGUGUCCGAGAGAAAUGUUAUCAUUCCCUGUGUUAUUGCGGCGGCCCACAAAUGCUCUACUACCUUUAUGUUCCUGGACCCAACGCAGGAUAUAGAAAACCUCACCAAAAAAGUCAAAUUCAAAGUGGUCAUAACUGUCCAAAGUAAAGAUGAGGGAACCACUUCUCAAUUUUUCAACAAGGAGCCUGAGAAGACUGUAGAUGUAUUUGAUUUAAAGAUAAAUUUUUAUAAUUUUGAAUAUGAAUCAAACAGCCAUCAUGUACCUGAAUACUCUUUCAUUACCAUGACAUCUGGUAGCACUGGCCAACCGAAGCACAUCCAGGUGCCCAUUCAGUGCAUUCAGCCAAAUGUUGAUGAUUUAACUAAAUUAUUUGAGAUAACCCCUCAAGAUAUAAUAUAUUUCUCAACUCCGCUAACAUUUGACCCGUCCAUGAUAGAGAUUUUACUGGCCUGUAUCAAUGGAGCUUCCUUACUCAUUGCACCAGAAAAAGCUGAUAUAUUAUUUCCUAAUAAUCCUCAAAAUUCUAUAACUUUUUGGCAAGUCACACCUUCAAAAUUUUUUCAAUUUUCUAAUGCUGAUAUUAAAAAUAAGAUACUAGGUGAAAAUUCGACAUUAAGAAUAUUAGCUUUUGGAGGAGAACCUUUGAAUGGUGUAAAAAGGUUAAAAGAAUUAAAACAUUGGGACAACAAAACGAAAUUAUUUACCUUGUAUGGAGUAUCAGAGAUGUCUUGCUGGGCAUGUGUGGCCCAACUGGAUCUCAACCGAAUACUGUCAGACAAAGAAGUGCCACUUGGGGAAUGCCUGUCAGAGACACAGAUAGUGGUAGAUCCUGAGAAAGAUGAUAAAAAUAAAGGAAAAAUAUUAUUAGUUAGCAAAACAAGAAAAUGUGUUAUUCUAAACUCAUCACAAGGUGUUGAAGAAGAAAAUUCAUUGAGGUUCAUUGAUACGGGAGACAUGGCUGAAAUAAAAAAUGGCACAAUAUUUUACAGAGGCAGAAAAGAUGACGUCGUAAAAAGAUUUGGUCAUAAAAUUAAUUUACAAUUUAUUGAAGCAACUAUAAUGCAAUGCCCAAGAAUAAAGACCUGCUCAUGCAUUUGGCUUCCCAAACCGAGACUUUUGGUAUUAUACUUCUCCUCAGAAACUAUGAGUAGUCAGGAGGUGUCAGAUUUCCUCAAAUGUAAACUAGACGAUAAACACUGGCCAGACAGAAUAAUAAAAGUCAACAACUUGCCAACAAAUCCACAUGGAAAAAUAUCUAAGCUGAUUAUAUCUAAGCUGUAUGAGAACAUGGUGAAGGCGCCACAGACUUCAAGCUCCCUGAGGUCCAGCUUUAUGAAAGAAGCACAGAGUGUACUCAGUGCAAGUCUUGUAUAUAAUGACAUUAAAAAUAAGGAUUUUUUUGCAAUUGGUGGAACAUCAUUCUUGGCUGUGGCAAUGUGCAACAAACUGUCUCAAACUUGUCCAAAGUUUGGCCAGUUGAUUCUUCCAUAUCUCAUGUCCCAAAGGAUGAGUAUAGAGGAGAUAAUGCAGAUUGCCGAAAAGGAAAUAUGUGUUACUGACAAAAAACCAAAGAGAAGAACCAAACGGUCCAAAUCUGAUGCUAUCAGCCAAAUCACCCCAAGUCAGUCAUUCAAGAAAGCGUACCUUGAAGAAGUAGGAGACCCAGUAGAAUUUGUUGUCUUGUGGACAUAUGACACGGGAAAAUGUGUUGAUGCAUCACCAGUCUUGUAUCAAACAGGCGUGAACCUGUAUGUGGUGGUGGGCAGCCACUCGGGCCGGCUGAUCGUGGUGGACGCGAUCGCGGGCGCGCUGCGCGGCACCGUGGCCGUGAGGGCGCGCAUCGAGGCCUCCGUGCUCUGCUUCCAGGCGCCCUCUAUGCCGGCUAUGGCCGUGGUGGGCGCAUACGACGGCACAGUUGUCUGCUUCACCCUCGAGACCUGCAAGGAGGCGUGGAAGAUCGGCAUCAACGCGAUGGUCAAAAGCAAAGCGGCGUGCUGCAACAACAUGAUCUACGUGGCCGCCUAUGAUGGGAAGAUUCGGUGUAUUGAUAUGAUGACAGGCGAGCUCAGAGAAGUGAUCGACAUCGUCGACCAAGCUAUAUCCGCGGACCUGGUGGUAGCCAAGAACGAGUUCGUGCUAGUGGGCACUCUCUCCGGCGUGUGCGCAUGCGUGCACGCGCCCACCAACACGGUGGCGUGGCGCGGCGCGCUCGCCAGCCCCGUGUUCGCGAGCCCCGUGCUCUACGACAACGACAAAUAUGUCGUAUUUGCAGAGGUCAACGGAGAGUUGCAUUGCCGGACUGUGGAGAAGGGAAUUAAGAUUUGGAAAUACCAAGGUGCCAAAGGAAAUAUUUUCUCGUCUCUGUACAUCAGGGAAGUCGACAAACUGAAAUGGCAAAUGAUAUUCGGGUGUCACGACUGCUACGUGUACAGUAUCAUUAUCAAGAAUUUCCAGCCGACGCUGAACUGGAAGACAGAAUUGCCAUCACCCGUAUAUUCCACGCCUUGUGGCUUGAAUGAAAAAUUGAUUCUUGCUGCGGCGACCAACGGCAAGAUAUGCGCCUUGGACAGCGAUAGUGGCGCCAUAGUUGCAGAACACAUACUACCAAAUGAAACUUUCUCAUCCCCUGCUAUAUAUGGAGAUUACAUAUUUAUUGGCUGCAGAGAUGACAACCUGUACUCUUUGAAAUAUGUUGUGAACUUUUAAAUUGUUUAUUAAUUGUGGUAUAUUUGCAAAAAUUAUCUCAUGUCCAGUCACUGAUAUUUAUUAACAGAUGUGAAAUAAAACAAUUUUAAUAUUAUAUUGUAACUUUAUUCAUGAUCUUACACAAAACAUAUACAUGUAGUGAGCAUUUGUAAUUAAAUUUGACAUUUAUUACAAAUAUGAUAUGGUUACAGGAUCAAUGUACCACAUGGAAUGUCAAUCCAAACAAAUGAGCCUGUCACUUGUGCAGAUCACUCUCAUAGCUCAGUAUACUUAAAAAUAAUAAAAGCAAUCUUGAAUGUUCAAUAAUUUCCUUUAAAGAAUAAUCUUAUGUUUGACACAUUUUUUGUAAUAAUAAAACUUGUAGAACAUUUGCACAUAUACAUUAUAUCAUCUAAUGCCAAUACAUCUUAGCUCUUAAAUCUUUACCCAGAAUCCCUAAAACAUAGAUAUUGUAUAAUAAUUGUUGCCAGAACAGUUGUUUGUAAAUAAUAUUUAAAAUUAACAAGCAAUGUACAUAUAUAAUUACUGGGGGCAUUUUAUUUAUUGUUCCUCUUCUCCCAGCUCCACCUUAACC